Messenger RNA from Henningerozyma blattae CBS 6284, 429 nucleotides. RefSeq names its product Erv15p (gene ERV15). The record is from RefSeq and is a predicted model, not a curated record. Gene Ontology annotation, cellular component: endoplasmic reticulum membrane; COPII-coated ER to Golgi transport vesicle. NCBI's taxonomy places the organism in Eukaryota, Fungi, Ascomycota, Saccharomycetes, Saccharomycetales, Saccharomycetaceae. Bases 1 to 429 code for a protein of 142 amino acids. The transcript has a single exon. Gene Ontology annotation, biological process: endoplasmic reticulum to Golgi vesicle-mediated transport.
AUGCAUGGUGCUAUUUUAUUUGUUUUUGGUAUGUUGGUGAACUGUAUCGAUCUAUUCGGACAAGUUCAUUUCACAAUAUUAUACGCUGAUUUGGAGAGUGAUUAUAUCAAUCCUAUUGAGCUAUGUUCUAAAGUGAAUAAGUUAAUCCUACCAGAAGCCUGUGUGCAGGCGUUUUUGACAUUAUUGUUUUUAUUUACUGGCCAUUGGAUUGUCUUUCUAGUUAAUUUGCCAAUUUUUGCUUAUAAUAUUAAGAAAAUAUCCAGUAGGAACUAUUUGUUGGAUGCAACAGAAAUCUUUAGGACAUUGAAUAAGCACAAAAGAGAGAGCUUUUUGAAAUUAGCGUUUUAUGCGUUUAUGUUUUUCUUUUAUCUAUGGGGUAUGAUUAUGGCAUUGAUAAAUGAAGCAGAUGAUGAUAUGGUUGAUGUGUGA